Messenger RNA from Orbilia oligospora ATCC 24927, 2331 nucleotides. RefSeq lists its product as uncharacterized. NCBI's taxonomy places the organism in Eukaryota, Fungi, Ascomycota, Orbiliomycetes, Orbiliales, Orbiliaceae. Gene Ontology annotation, cellular component: kinetochore; nuclear body; cytosol. Bases 1 to 2331 code for a protein of 776 amino acids. The transcript has 7 exons. The record is from RefSeq and is a predicted model, not a curated record.
AUGGCUAGUUCCCCGCUGCGAGAUCGCGGACCGAAAAGGCCCCAGACGGUUGCUACCCCCCGUCAAAUAACCGCCGGAGAUCUCGGUGAGAAGUUCGAUGAGUUAUUGAUAGCGGCAACAACGACGCGAAGAGAGACUCCCAAAGAGGAUUUUGAGAAGCUCGUCGGGGAGCUUUCUAGUUAUGCAAAUACCAAUGGUUUGACACACGGGUAUCUGGAGAGUUUACUCCGCAUUCUUACUCUUCCAAAAACGUCGAUUGAUGCACCAAAAACGAGAACACUUGUGAAGUCACUGGUGCCUCUGGAAAGGGUAAAGCCAUCAACGGUUAUACAUUUGAUAAGCUCGUUAGGUGAGGGCGAAGGGAAGGCGGCAUACGCGACGCAAGCGUUACUCCUGAAAUGGCUGGUUAUGGUAUAUGAUUUUCUUGACAGUUAUGCCGUGUUGCAUCAAUUGUAUGGGAUACUGUUUAAUUUCCUCUACACGGCGAAUUUAAGGGCAUCAGCUUGUCAUUUGCUAGCUCUGUGCACGCGGAGGAAAGAUGUGAAGCCGUUUCGGAUCCAGGCUCUGAUGAAGCUGUAUGAGGAUCACAGUGAUGAAUCAGGGGUCGUGGGGCUGCUCCAGGUUUACCAAAGCUUCUACCCAGAUGUCAUUUUGAACGGUUCCCGGAAACGUUCUGUAUUCAAAAUUUGGGACCCGCUUUGGGUUCAGAAUGCCGCCUUGAUCCAAUCGAGGAGAGAGGAAACUCCUGAUGGCGAGGAUACAGAUCGUGAGCUGCAUCGUCGAAGGAGUACUAGAAUCCUCAAUAAAUCUAAGAAGGCUAUUGUUCCAAUACUUCAUACUUUCAAUGCCUCAGAAAACUCGAUUACCCUCGAAGAGAUUGACAGUGUGCGAAGUCUUGUUGACAAUCUCCAGAAGCUCGAGCUACCCAGUCAAGUUGGUGCAGUAUUCCAGGAUGACAUGUUUAGGAAUUUUGUCCUUCUGAAGGGAUCGGAUGAUAUCAUUUCAAGAUUGGAUAAUUGGACUUACGCGGCACUCUUUGACGAAUAUGAUAUUGAGAUUGCUGCUAAAUCAGCCUCAGAGCGCCUCGAGGUGUUCUUGAAGCAGAUAUUAGAUUAUACUGCGAUGGGAAAGGCUCUCUUACCAUCUGUAGAAGAUUUCCUGAAAGAGUAUGUGACGACAUGGAACGGAAAGUGGCAUAGAGAAGCUAUUCUAGGUCUUCUCUCGUUCGUCCCUUUUUUGAACCACAAGGAUUUGAAAGAUGUGUUUUUCGAUCGACUGGAGUCACUUCUCCAGAACGACUCGCCUGAGGAUGCGACUGCCUUGAUUCGCUUUCACACUUCUUUCGCCCGCAACAUCAUAAACCAACGCUCUGUUUCUCCGCACGAAGCGCUGGAUCCCGAUAUCCGCACAUCACUCCGCCAAUACUUCAACUACACCGACCAGCUUAAUUCACAGGCUAUCAUCAAUCAUCGGUCCCAAGCCUCCAUAAUCACAAUCCAACAUACAACCCUCGACUUCUACGAAGCUAUUGUUAAAAUCCCACUUACAAAUCCCGUGUUCGAAAUUGUCUACCCAGCCGACAUAAUAGUGUAUAGUAGCGUUUUCGUCGGAGAUGCGGUCGGCUUUUCACGAUUAUGUGGAAUUCUUGCGGAUUAUAAGAAGGCGUUCUUGGGUCAUGCUGAGCUUCGAUCUAAGAAUCCAGAUGUGGGAUAUAUCGAGCCAGAAAGACCAUAUGUUGACCACUUCAAUGGGUUUUUGAUGGAUAUCAGCAACUUCUUUUGGAGGUUUAGAUGUUUUUAUCACGAUCCUGCUAAGGAUACGAAUGCACUGGGUUGUUUGAUGAAAGAUGACUUCGUUGAAUGUCUCAACGCCGCUGCUAAUGCCCGCGAAUUCACACUAAACGGUCUCUUCACCUUAACCCACAGUCCCACGUUCUCACAUAUGAAUACCGACUGCCUCCGCUUCCUGGAAGAGCGCCACGAAGACACUCAUAAUCUUGUCCUACCAACUCGACAUGCGGGUCCAGUUACAUCUAAAUCUUUGAUGGGACUUGCUGGGGAUGGUGGCUACAGCCUUGAAUAUAGGGUAUUCAAGGUUGCGAGCUUGGAAUACUUGAGGCGUAAGGGAUUCGAUGGGGAGACCGAACAGCCUGAACUUCGCCGCCGAAAUGAGGAAGAGGGUUAUGAAGGGGAAGCAGAUGAUGAAAUGGACAUUGAUGAAGAGGUAGAUGAUGACGAAGAAGAAGAGGAAGAGGAAGAGGAGGAGGACAGUGAACUCAAAGGAAAUGAGGGAGACCAGUCAGUAGAUAAGAGUGAUGCCAUGGAAGAAUAG